Messenger RNA from Serpula lacrymans var. lacrymans S7.9, 2214 nucleotides. RefSeq lists its product as uncharacterized. The record is from RefSeq and is a predicted model, not a curated record. The coding region runs from base 1 to 2214 and encodes 737 amino acids. The transcript has 6 exons. NCBI's taxonomy places the organism in Eukaryota, Fungi, Basidiomycota, Agaricomycetes, Boletales, Serpulaceae.
AUGCCUGGUCCGCGUUCAAAGGGAAAGAAAACAAAGCAGACGAAGGGGAGCUCGACACCCAAUCUCGAACAGGGUAGAUUUGGGCAUCUUGUAGAUGAUAUCGAUGGGGCCGAUGGAUGGAAUGCUGUAGUCAACGUUCUUUGCGACUACUUUCAGUUGCCUGACCUCACAACACGAAGUGGGCUGAAAAAGAUCUUCGCCAACUUCGAUACUUUUUACCAGCGUCUGGAUGACGCGUAUAUCGCCAAUGUAGGAAACGAGAAAGUCACAGGAGGUAUUGUUGGCAUUUACACAAAGAUGUGUGCAGACUCUAUCCUUCGAACCAAAUUGUUUGAGAAAGGCCUUCUCUUGAAGAUCAUGCCCUUGGUUAGUAAACCAACCAGUCAUCAUUUAGCAUUGCGGGCACUCACCACUGUCACUCAUCAUGGCGGAAUGGACGUACGAAAAGAAAUUGGCCUCAAAGCUACUCCUGUCCUUCUUAGUGCUCUCCAAAACCAUCCCGAGGAUCUCAAAGCUGCAGAGCUUAUAGUCUCUACUUUAGCUCACUCUUUUGGGUCAAUCCUCAAUGAGGUCAAUAAACCCAGUACUAAAGAUAUCAAACAACUAAAUGUGCCAACCAUGAUCCGCUUAGUAACGGAUCUUCUACGAAAACCAGGAAUCAGCACCCAAUUACUAGAUCAUGCCGUCGAGCUAAUUACCCAACCCACUUUGCAUUGCUGGAAAGACUGCAAAGAGUACCCUCCAAUGAUCUCCUUGCUUGUGGGUUUGUUGCGCAGUACCGAUCUCUCUCUCCGUUGUAUGGCGCUGGGCGGCUUACUUCGUUUGGAGGGAAGUAUAGCUGAGGAUGACACGCGGUUCCGUGACCCACAAAAGUUGAUUGCAGCUGUACAGCGCGAGCUCCCCCAACAUCUAGCGAAAAUCAUAAUGAACUAUGGCCAUGAUCAAUCCGAGACAACGCUUACACUCGGCUCGUAUGUUGAUAACCAGAAGACUUUUAUGCAAUAUGUACAAGAUCGAGAUCUGUAUGCGCUGGGAACGAAAUUCGCUAGCUUCAUCACCGGGACUGAAUUUUCCAUUGCUGAUGGGAUGUUUCAGACUCAGGAUCCACACACCGGAAGGAUGGAGGAAAUUGAUUUAGGUCUUCCGUUCAAAAGGUGGGCUGAUGCGCUACCACACUGUGCCAAAGUGAUUCGCGAGAAAGGUCGUGCAGGAGAAGAAGAUUGGGCAGAUAUGCUUGAAAUAAAACAUCAUAUGAUGAGAUCCCGCGUAUCCGAAGCUGUCGUCCUCGCAAAGAAGGCCGUAGAGCGCAACCCGAAAUUCCCAUACUUCCACUACGUGAUUACGCUGGGUGCAGACGUCGAAGCAGGAUUACGCGCCGCAAAGAAAGGAAUGAAAUGCAAGAAGAUAACUCCAUUCUUGCGGUUUGCAAUGAUGUGUCGUGCAGUAGCAAUUGCAGGCAAUUUGGGAGUUUGUCGUUUACAAGAGGGGCGGCCGGGUGACCAGAAGUGGGAGGAAGGUGUUGCAUUCCUUGUCAGUGCCCUGGAAGAUGCCAAAACCUACGUGUCACAGGCCCCACCCGAUGGAAGGCAUAUGAAGAACGUUUUAUACUGGUACAUUGUACUGACUCUUGCCUUCGAAGGGCCAAACAUGUCUCCCAAUCUCUCAGCAUUGCAGGAUUCCCUGCGGAAACUCCAAAUUGCAGACGAGUUUGAAUCAAUUAUGGCAGGUCCACCACCCAAAACACAGCUCCGUCUGGCACAGCAGAAUAUAGUGAAAUCUUACGGGCCCGCAACAAAAGAAUGGAGUUCUGCCGUCGCUUAUUUCGAUUCACUAGCAGUCACAGGCCCUGAAGGACAUUCUGUUAUCUCCACCGACAAAGCUGAAGAUGACCUGUCGACAUGGCUGGACGAAAUGCGCCUUGACAAUGGUGCACUGGAAGAACCCCACCCUACACGGUGCUCGCACCCCAAAGUAAGCCCUAACAGCGUGGAACUAUACCGUUGCUCGUACUGCACGAACCCAAGUGCGGUGUUGAAGAAGUGCAGUGGAUGUACAAAGGCCAGGUACUGCGAUAGUUCUUGUCAGAAAUCUCAUUGGAGCGACCACAAGGCUGUCUUUUUUGGUGGCUCCUCUACUUUGAUUGCUGUAGAGUUUGAUACAGAUGCCUGGAAAUCAGCCCAUAAUGCCUCUCUAUCCCUACAUUUCAUGAUUUGA